Molecule: messenger RNA, 4253 nt
Organism: Dreissena polymorpha
Lineage: Eukaryota; Metazoa; Mollusca; Bivalvia; Myida; Dreissenidae
Product: A disintegrin and metalloproteinase with thrombospondin motifs 7-like
Exons: 28
Coding region: 288-3485 (1065 amino acids)
Biological process (GO): proteolysis; extracellular matrix organization
Cellular component (GO): extracellular matrix
Molecular function (GO): metalloendopeptidase activity
Source: RefSeq, a predicted model, not a curated record
UUCAACGUUCAACAAUAACUUGUAUAUUCUACCUGUGGAUAAGCUCCUUUAACAUGAUUUUGUCAAUUGGGAAUAGGGAAUAAAUUACAGACCAAGGAACGCUAUAAAGUUUACGCUCAACCUUUCAGUCGAAACAUAAAACGUAAAGUUAUGUGCAUAACGUUUCGUAUUCAAAAAAAGUGUUAUCGUUAGUGUUGCAGUGAUUAAGCUGUUUUAAGAAUACAUGUUCACAAAGUGAAACCUUUAACUCCUUAACCAACAUUUGGUGGACUUAUGUUUGGAAAGCCAUGAUCUCUAUUUGGAUGUCUUGUUUGGUCACUUUCUCGUCGUUACGGGUGUAUACAGUAGCGGACACAAUACCUGUGUUAGACACUCUAGAGAGAAUUGCCAUCUUUGGGACGGAUGCCUCCACUGACUUGCCGGAAUACCAGUCGGUUGUCGUGCAUCUCUUGAACGGAACGGAACAUUCCGACGUCGACGUCAAGCAAUUCCGGAAGCGGCCGCCAACACUGCAGUACCGAGUGUCGUUCGGCAACGAAACGUUCACGAUCAAUCUGCGAAAGAAUACGAACAUGAUUUCAUCGGGCUGCAUCAUCCGUCAAGUGAACGGAAGCGGCCACUCAACGGUGAGACCCUGCAUGGAGCAUGACGUCACGUGCUAUUACACCGGAACUACCAGCGCCCACAACGACUCCUGGGUGGCGGCCAGCGUCUGUGGAGGGCUGAAAGGGUUGCUCAGUUUCGGCAACACGAGCCUGUUCAUAUACCCCAUGAAGCGGACAUCGGAUCAGACGUCAACGUCAGCAUCGCCCAAUCACGUGAUCUACCGUUACCAGGGUGACAAGCACGUGUGCAAGACGGAAGACGACGUUACCGAUAUACUCUAUCCCACUUCUCAGGCACAAGGGAGGCACCAGGGCAACGAAAUGAAAACCAGGUACAUAGAGGCGGGGAUCGUUGUCGACCCUGUCAUGGCGAGAUUCCACAACGACAACAUUCUCCAGUACGUCUUCACUGGCUUUAACAUCGCGUCGAAGUUGUUCGCAGACCGGUCCAUUGGCACGUUGAUGAAACUCUUAUUGUCAGAGAUCAUUGUGUUCAACUCGUCCAAUGGGUUUGAUGUGAGUGACACAGUGGACGCUGAAAAGACAAAGAACAGUUUCUGUGAGUGGCAGAGCAAGCAUCACACGCUGAACAAAACUGACGUUACCAUCCUUUUAACACGAAAUGAUAUUGAAUAUGGCGCCAAUGACAACGGGAAGUCCACGAACGGCCUUGCGUUCCUCUCUGGUGCGUGUAAGAUACGAGAGAAGUGUGCCGUCGUGGAAGAUACUGGGCCCGUAUUCGGUCUCACCCUGGCGCAUGAAAUAGGCCACCUUAUCGGCAUGAGCCAUGACAACACAAGUGAUAACCACUGUCCUCCCGCCCUCAUGUCCGCUUACGGCAAUACUGGGGCGGAUGCCUUCCGGUGGUCCAAUUGCAGCGCCAAGGAACUCUUCAACAACAUUAGGUACAAUCUUGGGUGCCUGGAAAACGCUCCAGUAAGUGGAGACGUUGACAUGAUGCACCUGUAUGGCUCCCAGCUCGCCCCGCUGCCUCUACCCGGGAUGGUGUACACAGCGGACGAUCAGUGCCGUCUUAUGCUUGGUGACCACGCCUACUUCUUCUACAACACAGAACAUGACCCCUGCAAAGUGAUCGCCUGCCACACCGAUUGGGGCAACUACUAUUACUCCCAGCCUCUAAUGGACGGGACGGACUGUAACAACACCCGAACGUGGUGCAUGCGCGGUCAGUCAGUUGCGAUGAACGCUUCCCUUCAGACAGACCCUAUCCCAGGGGGGUGGAGCCCAUGGGUGAGCGCCACGUGCAGUCGCAAGUGCGGGGGAGGCGUUUUGUUGCAGACAAGGACGUGCACGGACCCAAAACCCAGAUACGGCGGGAAGCACUGCGAAGGGCCGUGGAAGAAAUACCUGCUUUGUAAUAUGCAGAAAUGUCCCGACUAUAAAAGCCUGAACAUGAUGUGUGACGCGUUGGAUAAAGGUAUAUUCGGAUGCAACUUCACCUGCUUCUACCGGGUAAACGACCUGCAGACCUGCUUUACCCCAGACCUAUCACCGUACAGAGCCUGUGUGAGGCAGCAGUGUCAGCGAUUCGGCUGUGAUGGCGUCAUGGGAUCAGAGAUGAAGUAUGACGUGUGUGGGGAGUGUGGCGGGAACGCCAACACGUGUCGGAAAGAGGCGUACGCAUUCUCGAACCCAACACGAAACUUCCUGACUGGUUACCAGGCCGUUGCGAGCAUUCCUAUUCACAGUACGUCCGUGCGGGUGGAACAGAAUAAUACUGACAUGGUUCUAGGUAUCACAGUGAACAACGAGGUGAUAUUCGACGGAGAGAACUUCCCCACCCAGACGCUGGUGAUCAUCCGCGACCUUCGGAUCUUAUACAACCCCACUCCGGAGACAGUAGAAAUAGCAGGGCCCGUAGAUGACAACUUGGUCGUUCAGGCACGAGUCAGGAACGACUCUCUUUUAAAUGAGACGAGCUACUUCGCGGUGGUGUGCGCCUACCACCUGGGAAGACGCGAUGACAUCCCCAGAUACACGUGGGGAGCACGUACAAGCCCCUGCUCCAUCACCUGCGGAGGUUUAUCCAGCAGUAAGAAAACCUACCAGUGUUUUGACAUAAGUGGCACCACAGUUGAAGACUAUCGUUGUGAUAUCGCUACUAAGCCCAAUGAUGAGCUAUCUCGUUGCGACACUGCACCCUGCCCCGUGAGAUGGGUGGCUUCUGGCUGGGGAUUCUGUUCUGCAAGAUGUGGGCAAGGAUUUAAGCUGCAAAAUGUGUCAUGUAUGCAGCUUGCCGACGGACACGAUCAGGUGCUGAGCGAUGAUCGCUGCCUCGGUUUUACCAAACCAUAUUCCAACAUCACGUGCGAUCUGGAUCCUUGUGGGGUCUGGAGGAAAAUGAGAGUGUCUCAGUGUUCAAAGUCGUGCAGUGAGGGUAUGCAGAUUGCGGAAUACAAAUGCGUUCGAAGUGCCACAUCCGACAUACUAGUACCUGACUUCCUGUGUCCGGAACGGCCAAAACCCAUCGAAGUAUGUAAUCACGGACCGUGUGUCAUCGAUCCGGUUAGUUGCUCGAACCUGGUACCGGACUGCAAGCGGACAUACGGACAUGACAUUUGUUACGGAAAGUACAAACAAUGGGCCGAAGUAAACUGUAAAGCCACCUGUGGGGUAUGCGCCGAUCGAGCUCCCCCAACCACAACCGCACCGGACCUGGAUGGCAGGUGUGGGCAGUACUUGCAGGGUGGUCAGGCGCUGGAGUUGUGUGUCACAAAGUACCGGAUAUGGGGAGAGAGGAACUGUCCUACUACGUGUGGGCCGUGCAUUGGUGCUGUGGACAGACCACGUGACGUCACAGUGAGAUGCGAGAUGUACGACCGGAAGUACUGUCUGGACCCGCCUACCGUCAGUACAUGAGCGCUUACUGCGGUCGCUAUUGCUGCCACUGCUACAUCGACGGCAACCUGUGUCGGACUUGAUUGCCGACGGGGGACAUUGACGCGAUAAAAAUGUUUUCUACGCGUACAUGUCUUUGUUGAUGCAUAUUUGUGCAGCAUUGUUUUUCAGCAUAAGAACGAUAUUUAAAUUGAAACUUGAAAUAACAGUUUUCAGUAUAAUUAUAUUGUACAUAUGUAUUUUAUUACAUUAUAUCUUUUGCAUGACGAUGAGCUUUAAGUUAGCAAUAAAAUCUAGAUAUUCAUAUAUCAAUCUGGGGGAUGUGUUUAAAGACUGAUUGUUUUUGUUGCUUUAUCCCAGUGAAGAGUACGUUAAAAUGUAUCAUAUUAAACAGUUCUUACAGAAAUAAAAACACACACUCUAUUUUACAAUAUUUUAAUCGUUAUCGAUGUUCAGAUAUUGUGUGGGUGAAAAAUACAGUGGCAUUGCGUAUUGAUAAUACUGCGUUAUAACUGAAUGUUUUUAUAAGAUUUUUUAGAACAGAACAUAACAUUUUUUCAUUAAAUCAUGUAUACGGCUUGUCAUUAUGCUAUAUACACAUUACAAAAGUAUCAACGCGCUUAAAACUAACACAUUUAAUGGUAAGACAUACACAAAUCAAACAUGUGUGCCAUUAUAUGAACAAUAAUUUAAGCAAAUACGUAUAUAGAUUUUAGGAUGAACAAUGUAACAUGUAUUAAUGUUUCUCCAAAUGUCCAAACAUUGUAGUUUAUUGCGUUGUUUAUGGAC